Messenger RNA from Salpingoeca rosetta, 327 nucleotides. RefSeq lists its product as uncharacterized. The transcript has a single exon. Lineage: Eukaryota; Choanoflagellata; Craspedida; Salpingoecidae. Bases 1 to 327 code for a protein of 108 amino acids. The record is from RefSeq and is a predicted model, not a curated record.
AUGCAUCAACGCUGUCCUCCUCGUCUAACACCACCAUCAAUCAUUGCUGCUACUUCAUUGCUACAUCAUUGCUACCUCCACAACCACAUCACAACCACAACCAACAGUGACAUACACACACACACAUACGCAUACACUUCUUCUUUCCACCUCGUCAAAUCACUGUUUUCAUCUCCACGCUUAAGCAUCAGCCCUUCACCCAAUAUGUUUGCUCCCCAAAUCAGCUGCUGUAUAAACUGCCCCCCCUUUCUCUGCUUGUUGUUCCGUGCACGUGUUGGCGUGCAUGUGGCAAGAUUGGUUUGUGUUUGUUUUGGUUUGUACGUGUGA